GGGCGGGGCCGCGACCAGCGCUCCUCACCCCGCCCGGCUCGUUCCCUCUCCCUGCCCCGCCCCGCCCCGGCCCGGCCCGUCACGGCCCCUCCUGGUUCUGGACGCUGCAGCCGCGCCCGUCUUCCCUGACCACCCCGCGGACGUGGAGCGAAGAGACGACAGCAAACUGACAUAAGAUGAGAGUGACCUUAUCUGCACUUGAUACUUCGGAGACUUCUUUCAAGCCUUUAGUAGUCUUAGAACUUGCCCAAGAUGUCAAAGAAGAGACCAGGAAGUGGUUGGAGAAAAAAAUUAAUGAUAAGAAGAGAAAUGGAGGUGCCCAGUUGCUAAUUAGACCCUUGAUAGAGAAGUGUGAAGAACAAACCUUGGAAAGUAAGAAUCUGUAUCUGGUCGGUGCCUCCACCAUCAGAUUGUUGCUUGGAGCAGAGUCUGUGGGCCUAGUGAAAGAAUGUAAUGACAGCACCAUGAGAGUCUUCACCUAUGAGACCAGGCAGAACUUCAAGGGCUUCAGCGAUGGUAAUGAUGACUUCCUUACAAUGGCAGAGUGUCAAUUUAUUGUCAAACAUGAGCUUGAAAAUCUUAGAGCCAGAGAUGAAAAAAUGAUUCCCGGCUACCCCCAGGCCAAGCUCUAUCCAGGAAAAUCAAUCUUGCGGAGAUUACUCACUUACGGCCUCGUGACUCAGAUCUUCCCACUUCAUGAUAACGAAGCUCUGAAGAAGCUCGAGAGCACUUGGUACAAUCGAUUCAAGUUGAAGUAUCAGCCUUUGGAUGGCAUCCGCAUGUACUUUGGAGAAACCAUUGCCCUUUACUUUGGUUUCUUGGAGUAUUUCACUUUUGCCUUGAUCCCAAUGGCUCUCAUUGGGCUGCCCUACUAUGCGUUUGACUGGGAGGACUACGACAAGUAUGUGAUCUUUGCCUCCUUCAACCUGAUUUGGUCAACCGUGAUCUUGGAGGUCUGGAAGCGUGGCUGUGCCCUGAUGACUUACCGGUGGGGGACGCUGCUGAUGAAGAGGCAGUUUGAAGAGCCGCGGCCAGGCUUCCACGGCGUUCUGGGCAUCAACCCCAUCACCGGCCGGGAAGAGCCGCUGUACUCCAGCUUCAAGAGGCAGCUGCGCAUCUACCUGGUCUCUUUGCCAUUCGUCUGCCUCUGCCUCUACUUCUCCCUUUAUGUUAUGAUGAUUUACUUUGAUUUGGAGACGUGGGCUCAGGAUGUGCACCGUGAAAGUAACUUUCCUGAACUGACCAACAUCCUGCUGUUUGUGCCCAGUAUCAUCUACGCCAUCGUCAUUGAGAUCAUGAACCGCCUCUAUCGAUUUGCUGCAGAGUUUUUAACCUCGUGGGAGAAUCACAGGCUGGAGUCUGCCUAUCAAAAUCAUCUCAUUCUCAAGGUGUUGGUGUUCAACUUUCUCAAUUGUUUUGCCUCACUCUUCUACAUUGCCUUUGUGAUGAAAGAUAUGAAACUGCUGCGACAGAGCUUGGCUACUCUGCUGAUCACUUCUCAGAUUCUGAACCAAAUUGUAGAAACCCUUCUUCCGUAUUGGCUCCAAAGGAAGCAUGGGUUACGGGUGAAGAAAAAGGUUCAGGCUUUAAAAGCAGAUGUGGAUGUUACUCUGUAUGAACAAAUCAUCCUGGAAAAAGAAAAAGGGACUUACCUGGGCACCUUCGAUGAUUACUUGGAGCUCUUCUUACAGUUUGGAUACGUGAGCCUUUUCUCAUGUGUCUAUCCGUUAGCAGCUGCCUUUGCUGUUCUUAACAACUUUUCUGAAAUUAAUUCAGAUGCCUUAAAAAUGUGCAAGGUCUUCAAGCGUCCAUUUGCAGAGCCUUCUUCAAAUAUUGGUGUCUGGCAGUUGGCUUUUGAGACCAUGAGUGUUAUAUCAGUGGUGACCAACUGUGCACUGAUUGGAAUGUCUCCACAAUUAAAUGCAAUGUUCCCAGAUUCCAAAACGGACCUUAUUUUGAUUGUGAUAGCAGUGGAGCAUGCCCUGUUGGCAUUGAAGUUUGUCCUGGCCUUUGUCAUCCCUGAUAAGCCACGAGAGAUCCAGGUGAAACUGGCCAAGUUGGAAUUUGAGUCUUUAGAAGCCCUCAAACAGCAGCACAUUAAACUUGUCGCUGAGUCGCUGAAGGAGGAAGAGAAGAAUGCCGCUUAGGAGAGUUUGCCCACGGACUCCCCUGGGUGCAUCCAUUCCUUAGAGUUGGCCGGUUAGCUGAUCCAUGCAGUAUUGGCUCCGAGCAGUGGAACUCCCCAGGCCUCACCUCGGCUCUGCGUCCGAGGCUCUGCCCUUGCCAGCCCACCCUAGAUUGGGCUGGGGUUUAACCAGCAGAUUGGGCUUCAGCCAGCCUUCCUCUUCCCACCUCCCAGGCUGCCCCCGGGCCCUCCCCGGCAGCCACCCCCAGCCUCAGAAUUCACUGAGGUCUUCCUGCACCCAACCCCUUCUGCCCUGCUUUGGAGGAGGGGUCACUGUGCAUCAGGGCCUGGCCUGUGGGCCGGGCCCCACACUGGCUUCUACUGUUUGGCCUGACUUCUUUCCCUGGUAGUUUGUGAUCAUUCGUUUAUCUUACUCCAGGUCUAUCGAUUUCACCUUUAGCCUGUCAGAGUCAACCACCAGCUCUGCCCACUGUCCAUCGCGAUGACUUGUGCUCUUUUGGCCCAGAGGAGCUCCUGGGAGCCUGUCUGGGCACCCCGGAGUCACUGCAGUGCAGCAGGCUGGUCGAUGAGAACAGCACGUCGCUUGGUUCUUGAGUGCACCUGCCCCGCUGCUCAUCCAGCCCGCUGGCCCCGGGGUCAGCGGUGAAUUCUGGCUGUGCCUCUUCAACACCGUACUGGUUCUCUACUGCAGUGUGUUCAUGGAUUCUUUUACUUGUUAAAAUGAUAGUAACAGAGCUAUUAAAGACAAAGAUGCAUGACUGGCU
This is a messenger RNA of Trichosurus vulpecula (common brushtail), 2910 nucleotides long. RefSeq names its product anoctamin 10 (gene ANO10). The record is from RefSeq and is a predicted model, not a curated record. Bases 177 to 2147 code for a protein of 656 amino acids. Gene Ontology annotation, molecular function: chloride channel activity. The transcript is spliced from 13 exons. Lineage: Eukaryota; Metazoa; Chordata; Mammalia; Diprotodontia; Phalangeridae. Gene Ontology annotation, biological process: chloride transmembrane transport. Gene Ontology annotation, cellular component: plasma membrane.